GUCAGAAUUUGAAAAAAAUGACAGCGUGCUGAGAGACGCCAUUCACUUUUACAUACGAAGUGAACGAUGACUGUCAUCUCUUUUUGGUUCGACGAAAGAAUUAAUUUCAUACGGGAUAUGAAGAAAGAUGGCAAAAGUUUCGUUUCUGGAAGAAGUAUGCAGCGUUAUCAGACCAACCCAUCCUGGACUAUACUGUAAAGUACAGUCGAACAAAGGGCAUAGACUCGCUCUCACACGCUCCGACUCUGACUCUUGAAGACUCUAAGAAUGAGGUGGUGCUGCUCAUGCUAACCAAACUCAUGCUCCUGCUCAUUCAGAGGAUAGUGCCAAUGCUGCUGGUCUCAAAUCAUCACAAAGAAUGAGAAGGUUGUGGCUCCGCCUAAAACUGAGAAAUGUGAUAUGUAUCACUUUAACCUUGGCACUUGUUAUAUAUUGCUUCACAAUCACAUUUUCAGUAGUGAAAGAAGGAGGACAGGAAACAGAACUGUCAGAGAACCUCCGGCUGACAGAACACUAUGGCAUUAAUUGCACAGCAAUAUAUGAAAUGGAACCAGUGGAAGUGGGCAAAACUUUAGUCAUUCUCAAGGAAAAAAGCUACGUAGGGCAAACUGACAGAACUAUUGUGAAUGCCACCUAUGACUGUGAUUGGUUUGUGUCAUGGGGCUAUGAUGUGAUUCAAGGCACUGAGUUUGAGCGUGAAUUUCCCCUUGCUUAUUCUUUGGUUGUUCAUCAGGAUGCUGCUCUUGUGGAGAGGUUGCUGAGGGCCGUUUAUAUGCCUCAUAACAUAUACUGCAUACAUUAUGAUCUGAAGUCCUCAGAUGACUUUAUUUUAGCAAUGAAAGGUCUGGCUCGCUGCAUCCCCAACGUCUUCAUUGCCUCAAAGCUGGAGAGGGUGCAGUACGCAGGCUUCUCACGACUCAAAGCGGAUCUUAAUUGCCUGUCUGACCUCCUAGAUUCUGAGGUCAAGUGGAAGUAUGUCAUCAACCUGUGUGGUCAGGACUUUCCACUGCGGACAAAUGCUGAGCUGGUGUCGGAUCUAAAAGAGCUGAAAGGCAAGAACAUGGUGGAGAGCAAGUGGCCUGAAGGAAAAACAGAUCGCUGGACUUAUCAACAUUUACUAAAAGAUAGUAAUUCAGAGUACUAUGAGUUUCCUGUAAGCACUUCUGAGAAGAAAUCUCCACCUCCUCACAACAUAGCCAUGUUUGUGGGCAGCGCCUACUUCACACUUUCAAGAGAAUUUGUUGUUUUUGUGAACCAGAGUCCCCUAGCCAGUGAUUUCUUGGCUUGGUCUGAGGAUACAUACUCACCUGAUGAACAUUUCUGGGCAACUAUGAUUCGUGUGUCUGGAGUACCAGGGGAAGUGCCAAGUUCUGACCCUGAAAUCUCAGAACUAGUAAGUAAAACCCGUCUGGUGAAGUGGUCUUAUCUAGAAGAGAUUCUUUACCCACCAUGCACUGGAGUCAGUAUACGAGCUGUAUGUAUUUAUGGUGCUGCUGAGCUCAGAUGGCUCCUAAACUACGGUCACUGGUUUGCUAAUAAAGUGGAUCCAAAAGUGGAUCCUUUUCUUCUGGAAUGUUUAGAGGAGAUGCUUUCAGAAAAACGCCUGAGGCCAAAACUGCAGUAACAAGUUCUAUAAUAGAUUUUUAUUUUACUGGUGAGACUUUAGGAUUAAUGUUAAAAAAAAGAAUACUGUGCUGUUUUUUUUAGGGAAAUCAAUAUUACAUUUAGUUUUGUAUUUGGGGUUUCUGGUAAAAAAUAUUAUUUUUUUUCUGAAAAUUAUUUGUAUUUUGGUUUAAAUGUUUUUGUAUUUAUGCAAUUCAGCCAGCAUGGGAGCAAUCCUUUGGCAAUAAUUUUUUGGUUUAACAUGCCAGUCCUCUAAUUUUUCAUAAAUGAAUACUUGUUCUGUUGCGUAUGAGAUGUAACGCGAGACAAAUGUGAAUUUUAUUAGAGCAAAGUGAAGGAGCACAAAAACAUUGCCCAGUUCAUAAGAACAAUGUAGUAAAAAGUAGAGUGGUACACAUUUGUUCAUUGCUGAUGAAACAUCAAUUAUGUCUCUCUGAUUAAAUAUUAUGAAGGAAUAGUUCACAAAUAGAGAGAGACAGAAAAAAACUAAUUAGUGGAAAAUGUAUUCAACCUCGGGCUAUCCAAGAUGUGAAUGAGUUUGUUUCUUCCUCCAAAGAAUUUAUGCUUGUAAGAAACAAAUCCUUCAAGGUAUUUUAACUUGGACAAAAUAGUUUGUAAUCCAUAAUAACGCUUUCUCCAGUGGAAAAAGUCCAUCCACUGUUACCUUCCCACAUCAAAAUCCACUGUCAUAUUUAUUUAGAACUGUUUUAGAUUUUUUUUUUCUUGUUCGCUUUCAAACGGUGCU
Messenger RNA from Carassius carassius (crucian carp), 2368 nucleotides. RefSeq names its product beta-1,3-galactosyl-O-glycosyl-glycoprotein beta-1,6-N-acetylglucosaminyltransferase 4-like. The coding region runs from base 359 to 1624 and encodes 421 amino acids. Gene Ontology annotation, cellular component: membrane. The transcript has 3 exons. NCBI's taxonomy places the organism in Eukaryota, Metazoa, Chordata, Actinopteri, Cypriniformes, Cyprinidae. The record is from RefSeq and is a predicted model, not a curated record. Gene Ontology annotation, molecular function: acetylglucosaminyltransferase activity.